AUGGUUAACGAAACUUCUGAAGAAAAUUUAUUAGAAUUUUCGAAAAAAGUGUUAGACGCUGCCUUUGGACUCUGUGAAAAUAAUAAUAUAGAAGUAACACCGUCCACGGCUGAAGAACCGGCUAAAGAUAAAAAUGUACAAGCUUCGACCAUUAUUCCCUUGCCUUUAACGGUAGAGUCUAAAAUCAAACCUCGGUCCGAAAAAAAAAAGGUUAAAAUAAAUAUACCUUCAUUUCAAGGUCAACCUGUUAAUGACCAUAAGGAACGAACUUCAUCAGAUUCGGCAACCUCUAUCAAAGCUAAAACUUCAAAUAAUUCCGACGAUAUGAGUGAUACUUCAACUAAUUUAAAUUUUAAAGAAGAUACGACAGAGACAUCAUUAAGAAGUCCGGGGCUUAUGGAAAUGAGACUAAAGAGGAAAUCAAUUAUGGGUUCAGAGGAAGAAGACCCUAAUUUUCCAUUAAAUUCUGAUGAACUUCACAUUGAAACGGACAAUCCAUCCCAUUUAUUCUGGGUACCAGCACAUUUACAUCCGGAGAUAGCUCCAAAUGAAUUUAGAAAGUGGUUAAAAUAUCAUUCGAAAGAUGAAAUCAAUUCUGGGUUAGCCUCGUUAAGGAGGCGUAAAUCAACUCUUUCUAAGCAAUAUAUUCCCUCAGAAGUUGAAGAUGAUGAGGAAACAACGGAUAAUAAGGAGGAAUCAAAGAAAAAAAGCAAUGGAUUUGAUUGGGAAUCCUUUGGUGAAUCAGAUGGGAUUGUUAACCAUUCCUCUGAAUCAACAAAAUUGAAUAUAUUACGGAGGAGUCUAAGUUUGAAUCUUCCACCAUUUAUAGGAGGCACAAUUUCUAAUCCUAAUGAUCCAAAUAUAUUUGAUCGACAUUCUUCUCCUGAUGUGGACUCAAAAAUUCUUGUACCAAGAAUGGCACCGGCACUUAAACGUACCGCACGUACAAAAAUUCGUCGAAAUUCUGUUGCUGGUGAACAAAAUCCUAGAAGAUUCUCAGCACACAGAAGAACAAGAUCUACUCAUAUAUCUUCUGAUAAAGGAAAACGAGAUGAAGAUAAAAUAAUACCAAAAAAAAGAUCAGAAUCCGCUCUUUCAGUUCCUUUUAUCCUACCACAAGUUGAGACUGAAAAAGUAGAUAUGAACUUUAUUAAUAAUGUAAUAGUUGAUGAACCUGAAGAAAUUUCAAAAAACGUUGAGCUUGAUUGUAUUGAUGUUAAAGAUGGUAUGGGACCUAUACGUAUUGUAUUAGAAGACAAUGGACCUGAAGUAAACGUUACUCCACCUCAAAGAAAGAGCUCGUUUUCUUCGGAUGCAGAUCCAUCAUUCAAUAAGUUAAAAGUGGAACCAUCACAUGAUAAAUCAAAUUUAUUACAAGUUGACACAUCUAUACAAUCUGGAACUGCUUUAACACCACCUGCUUCACCAACAUCUCCAGCAUCACCGACAACAGCACAGUCUUCAACAAAACGUGCUUCUGCAUGGUCAUGGUUAUGGUCUGGAGGGUCAGAGGAAAAAUUAAAAGAGAAAGAGAAGGAUGGAGAAAAAGAUAAAGAGGAAAAGAAGGAAAAGGAAUCAAAACCUAAAAAGAAAGAAAAAGAAAAAGACGGUGAAAAGGAUAAAGAGGAAAAGAAAGAAAAGGAAUCAAAGCCUAAAAAGAAAGAAAAAGAGAAAGAUGGUGAUAAGGAUAAAGAGGAAAAAAAAGAAAAAGAAUCAAAACCUAAAAAGAAAGAAAAAGAGAAAGAUGGUGAUAAGGAUAAAGAGGAAAAGAAAGAAAAGGAAUCAAAGCUUAAAAAGAAAGAAAAAGAGAAAGAUGGUGAUAAGGAUAAAGAGGAAAAAAAAGAAAAAGAAUCAAAACCUAAAAAGAAGGAAAAAGAGAAAGAAGGUGAAAAGGAUGAAGAAAAGAAAGAGAAAGAAUCAAAACUCAAAAAGAAUAAAUCAGAUAAAUCAGAUAAGGUUGAAAAGUCUGAAAAAUCUGAAAAAUCUGACAAAAAUGAGAAAGAGAAUAAUGAUUCAGCAGUUAAAGAAAAGGAUAAAGAGAAAUCACAGAAAAUAUCACUUUCAUCUAUUUUUUCAUGGCCUUCUCAGAAUAAGGGAAAAUCAACGGAGGAUUCAUCAACCACCACAAAUCCCACUACACCUUUACCACAGCCAACCACUCCAAACAAGAAAACAAAAUAUACCAACUAUAACCGUCUUCCUAUUCAUGUAGAGCGUGCAAUAUAUCGUCUUUCACAUAUUAAACUCGCAAAUCCACGACGCCCAUUGCACGAACAAGUACUCAUUUCCAAUAUGAUGUUUUGGUAUUUGUCGCUAAUUAAUAAACAACAAGUUGAAUAUGGAGGAAGUAGUAAUCCAAAUGCUGAGAUGGCAGUACAGAUAGUGAAAAGUAAGGUAGGUAAAGAGAAAGGCGGUCGCAAACGAAGAAAAGGAGAAAAGAAAUCUGGAUUAACAAGAAAAGGAGCAGGAUCUAGUGCAGAGAUAGCAUAUAAAGCUCCACAAUAUGACAUGAAUCAAAUACCGCAACAAUAUUUGUCAAAUGAAUAUGAAGAGAUAACUGCGGAAGAUUAUAGUGAUAAUGAUUAUCAAAGUGAAGAAGAAAUCAAAGCGCAUAGUUAUCAAUAUUAUAAUGAUGAAUAUCUUUCCGAUGGAACUGAUGGUGGAUAUCUUGAUGAGACUAAUGGAAGGAUUGAAAGUAGUCAUGGUGGAGAUUUAUUAAAUUCUAGUGCUGAAUUUGAUGAUAAAUUAGGAGAAAGCAGUAGUGGAGAUAAAAAUAUCAAAAAUUAUGUUCGAUCAUCUCCUAAUGGACGAUCUAAAUCACCAACUGGCAAAAGGCCAUCACCCAAUGGAAGGUCAACUUCUCCAACUUCAAAGAAUCGUAACUCAGUUUCAUCAAAUGUACAAAGAAAAUCAGUGCCACCGUCCAGUACUCGUAAACCCGCUAAUGUAUCAAGAAACCGCGCUUCGAUAAGGAAAUAUUUCAAGUCGAGUUUUAGUUGA
Molecule: messenger RNA, 3000 nt
Organism: Funneliformis mosseae
Lineage: Eukaryota; Fungi; Glomeromycota; Glomeromycetes; Glomerales; Glomeraceae
Source: the annotation of a GenBank genome assembly